Linum trigynum is the source of this 2165-nucleotide messenger RNA. NCBI's taxonomy places the organism in Eukaryota, Viridiplantae, Streptophyta, Magnoliopsida, Malpighiales, Linaceae. The record is from the annotation of a GenBank genome assembly.
CAAACCAGAGGGAGACGAUGCCAUUGCUCGUUGGGAGAUUCGCACUUCGCUUGGUAAAGAUUUCUACUUUUUCGUCUGAUCUCUCAUAUCCGUUCUAAAGGAACGGAAAAGAUGAUGCCUUGCUCUGUAAGUUGGUCUUCCUCAUUGCUCUACUUCCUUGUGUUUUCUUUGCUGGGUGUUUGAGGGAUGCGCCAUUUUACCGUAUUGUCUGAUCUCAGUUGACUCUGCGUUCGAAUUGCUGCAACUCGUGUCGACCUGGCAUUUGGAUCUGACUUAAGUUCUCAAUUUGCUCAGUGGGUUGUAUAGAUUUCUGCAGUCUUUCUCAUUGGAGUUAUGGUUUUCUCGAUUGAGCAAGCAGCUUUGCUUUUUCUUAGAUGAAGCAGAAGCAAUUGCUUCCUAAUUCUAGGUUUUUGCUUGAAGUUUCCUGCUAAACACUGUUUAAGUACUCUCAUUUGCUGGCAGUAUGAUUGGUCCAAUUGUUUCUGCAUUACAAGUUGAAUUCAGAUUACACUAUCUUAGUUGGUGAGUUGCUGACUUUCUUUUCCUCCCUACCUUUUCUCAAUUGCCAUGAGAAUAGUAGGGUGGACUUGCAGGCGUUGGAAAUGGGUAUCAUAUGGAGAUUUUUCUUCUGUUGCUGCUUCACUGUUCUAUCUCUGUCCAUUAGUGGCGACUGUUUGUCUUUGGAGGUUGGUGAUAAUAUGUUGUGCUACCUUGAAACCAUGAAUCUCAUCCGGUUCUUCCCUUUGUAUGGCCAAGUUUCAAGGUAGAAUCAUGCUUGCUGGUUUUCAUAAGAAAUGGGAACUACGAUAUCUAUGCGUUGCUGGUAGGAUUCAGAGAUAUAACACCCUCCAUUACCUUGGCGAGUCGUCAUAGGACUUCAUUUUAAUCCCGUCCCUGCAUUGGCUAAAAUUCUGAUGUGAAAUGAAUAUCACCAUCAUAGUUACCUACGAAACUUUCUUCCUUCUACCUUUCAUGUCUUCUUAAUGAAGCAGUGGCAUUUUCGCUUCUUCAAUUGCUGUCCUAAUACAUCAUGGACUGAACUGAGUUCUUCUCUGAUGAUAACCGUGUUUUUUCAGGAUUUUAUACUGAAGUCUUAUUUCUCAAAAUACGAAGUUCUUACUGAUUCUAGCUUCCAAGAUCUCCUACAAGAUGAGCUCUCGAAGUUCUCAUGUAAAAUGCUACCCGGCGAUCCCAACCUUCAACUCACACUAUCUGGUUUGGAGCGUCGUUUGAUUGGGGAAGGCUCUCAUCGCCAUCUAUCUUCAACAAUCCAGAUUCAAGUCCCUCCGCAAAGCUUCCCUCUUCAGUCUUGCAAGCUUGUAAUGAUUGAAAGACUGCCCUCUGGAGUCUUUGCUGAUCCAUUCGAGCUCGACCACCUGUUCCAUCAUGGAGCAUAUGCUGGCAUAGGUGUCUUCGGAGAUACAAAUUUGGAGUUGCCUUCGGUUUCCUCAAAUAGGUCUGCAGUGGAGAUUCACAUGAAUUUCGAGCACAACAUUUCAUCCGGAGCCAUGUCAGAACUUGGAAUCAGAAUAGACCUCCCAUUACAUGCCCGUUAUGCGCCGUUGCAUGAAAGCGGAUACUCAGAAGUAGCAUUUGGUAUGCCGGAUUUGCUCGUGAAUUGCAGCAUGGAAGGAGGCUCAGAGAUGAGAAGUUGCUUGAUUGUGCCAAGCCAUGACAGCAACAGACUGAGAACAGAUGUUGUGUGGAAAAUACCAUGUGGGAUUAUGAGCCAUACAAAUGUGGUUUCUGUUGUUACGUUUGCUACUGCCUUCGUAUCAACCCUUGUAAUUGUAUUUGCAUCCGUGCUUUACCCCAAACCUCGUUGAAUAUGCUCAAAGAUAUAAAAAUAUAAAUAUUAAAAAAAUAUACCUUCAUUUUCAUGGUUGAUAGCCAUCCAAAUUUCCCAUUCUUAACAACCAUUUUACUUUACUUUCUAACACUCCCUUGGUUUCCUUCCUCUUUUAAAAGGUCCAACCUCAUUUGUCAAUUAUAACAUUAAGUAAAUUGAACGAGAAUAGGAAUGUGCCUUGGAUAUGUCGGAUGAGUAUCCUAAUAUUCAUAAUUGCAUCAAAUCAUAUGCUAGUUAAGUUGAGUGGUUUGGUUUCAUGUAUGGACUAGGCCAAUCUAUUAAAAUAUGUGUAUUGAAAUCAAGUUUAUCAAUGAUU